Molecule: messenger RNA, 1562 nt
Organism: Physcomitrium patens
Lineage: Eukaryota; Viridiplantae; Streptophyta; Bryopsida; Funariales; Funariaceae
Source: RefSeq, a predicted model, not a curated record
GAGGGAGGGAGGGAGAUGGAGUGCCUGAUUGCUGUGGAAAGGGUGAGUGUUGGUAGUGGUGAUGAUCUGAAGUGGAAAAUUUCAUGGUUGUGAGGUGUUUUAGAGGAGACGAGGUUGUGAGUGUUGUUGGGAUUCGGCAACGGCAGUGUGAAGUGGCGGUGUUGAAGUUGUAGAGGUCUGGAGGUGUGAAUUCUCUACCUUGACGCAGUAGACUUCUUCACUCUCUAGCUGGAACGGUCCGAGUGGUGAGCGAUUUGGUGCAGUGGCGGAGUCGGAUCACCUUUGCAAGCUACCGUUAUGGGCUGUCUUCACUCCAAGCACCAUAAACUGCCUCCGGGUUACGAAAAUCCUCAAAUUCUCGCUAGCGAAACUGCUUUUAAUGUGAGCGAAGUAGAGGCGUUGUAAGAACUCUUCAAGAAAAUAAGCAGUUCAGUCACUGACGACGGUCUUAUUCACAAGUUUUUAGUUCCGAAACUCCUCUUCCAAACCCACGCUCUACUUGGCUUUGAUUUGAUGGUUGUAUCCCUCUGUCGCAAUCCUCGUCGUCGAGAUUGGACAACCGCAACAUGAAGCCACUGGAACAGAAUUAGGAAUUCAGAAACUUUGAUGCUCAUUCAGUGAACUGCUUCUAAAGGAAAAUAUAUUAUGAUCAAGAGUGUGGAAUGUCAGCUUGCACUCUUCAAAAACCGCAAGAAAGAGAAUCUUUUUGCUGACAGGGUUUUUGAUUUGUUCGACUUGAAGCAAAACGGAGUAAUUGAAUUUGGUGAAUUCGUACGCUCUCUCAGUGUUUUUCAUCCCAAUGCAUCUCUUGAAGAGAAAAUCAAUUUUUCUUUUCAACUCUACGAUUUGCGGAAAACGGGCUACAUUGAGCGUGACGAGGUGAAGGAAAUGGUGAUAGCACUGCUGUCGGAGUCCGAUAUGAAAUUAUCUGACGAUAUAAUCGAGACCAUUCUGGACAAAAUUUUUAAGGAGGCUGAAACUAAGCAGGAUGAACGGAUCGAUAAGGGCGAGUGGAACAGCCUUGUUGUGCGACAUCCCUCUCUUAUGAAAAAUAUGACGCUGCCUUAUCUUAGGGACAUCACCACCACUUUCCCAAGCUUUGUAUUCCACUCAGAAGUGGAGGACGCAAGUUCAUAAUAUUGUUGUAUUUGGGAAUUUAAGAUGGAGAAAGUCAGCAGUGGAUCGUCUUUGGAUCUUUAAGCUUGAAAUGCUAGUUCAUAGAGCAGACUUGACCACCGCUAAUAGAGCGUUGGCUAAUCUGAUUAUACAGUUGGAUUCUGAUGGUGAGGGCUUUCAGAGCAUUUUUCUUUCAAGGCUCUCAGAUCUCACAAGUGGAAAUAAUAAAUUAUCAGGUGUAAUCUUAGUGAGAUCCUUGUUUAAAAGAUCAAUAUCAAGUAACUCGGAAACGCUUAAGACAUUGUACAGGUAGUGAGAAUUACUUGUAUCGGACAAUUUAUGAAGGUUUGUAACAUAGAUCAAACAUUCAAUGUUUUAUUCAUGCUUAGAAAUCGAUGACAUUACUGUUGCACCAUAAUUGCAUUUUACAACAAAGUAUUUUUUCC